AUGGGGGCUGGGGCCAGCGCGGAGGAAAAGCACUCGAGGGAGCUGGAAAAGAAGCUGAAAGAAGAUGCUGAGAAGGAUGCCCGCACUGUGAAACUGCUGCUUUUGGGUGCCGGUGAGUCUGGGAAGAGCACCAUUGUCAAGCAGAUGAAGAUUAUCCACCAGGACGGGUACUCGCUAGAAGAGUGCCUCGAGUUCAUCGCCAUCAUCUACGGCAACACGCUGCAGUCCAUCCUGGCCAUUGUGCGCGCCAUGACCACGCUCAACAUCCAGUACGGGGACUCUGCGCGCCAGGACGAUGCACGGAAGCUGAUGCACAUGGCCGACACCAUCGAGGAGGGCACGAUGCCCAAGGAGAUGUCGGACAUCAUCCAGCGGUUGUGGAAGGACUCGGGUAUCCAGGCCUGUUUCGAGCGCGCCUCAGAGUACCAGCUCAACGACUCCGCGGGCUACUACCUCUCGGACCUGGAGCGCCUGGUAACGCCAGGCUACGUGCCCACUGAGCAGGACGUGCUGCGUUCGCGCGUCAAGACCACCGGCAUCAUCGAGACGCAAUUCUCCUUCAAGGACCUCAACUUCCGGAUGUUCGACGUGGGCGGGCAGCGCUCGGAGCGCAAGAAGUGGAUCCACUGCUUCGAGGGGGUGACCUGCAUCAUCUUCAUCGCGGCGCUGAGCGCCUACGACAUGGUGCUGGUGGAGGACGACGAAGUGAACCGCAUGCACGAGAGCCUGCACCUGUUCAACAGCAUCUGCAACCACCGCUACUUCGCCACCACGUCCAUCGUGCUCUUCCUCAACAAGAAGGACGUCUUCUCUGAGAAGAUAAAAAAGGCACAUCUUAGCAUCUGCUUCCCCGACUACGAUGGGCCCAACACGUACGAGGACGCCGGCAACUACAUCAAGGUGCAGUUUCUCGAGCUCAACAUGCGUCGCGACGUGAAGGAGAUCUAUUCCCACAUGACGUGCGCCACCGACACACAGAACGUCAAAUUUGUCUUUGACGCUGUCACAGACAUCAUCAUCAAGGAGAACCUCAAAGACUGCGGCCUCUUUUGAGGUGGGCGCCUCCCAGCCCAGAGGCCUCCCUGUCGUGCCCCUUGGUCUGAAGACCCUAGCCCCAGCCCAUUUCGCCACAGGCCACCCAC
Pteronotus mesoamericanus is the source of this 1142-nucleotide messenger RNA. It is a transcript of the gene GNAT1, whose product is annotated as G protein subunit alpha transducin 1. Gene Ontology annotation, biological process: adenylate cyclase-modulating G protein-coupled receptor signaling pathway. Bases 1 to 1053 code for a protein of 350 amino acids. Gene Ontology annotation, cellular component: heterotrimeric G-protein complex. NCBI's taxonomy places the organism in Eukaryota, Metazoa, Chordata, Mammalia, Chiroptera, Mormoopidae. Gene Ontology annotation, molecular function: G-protein beta/gamma-subunit complex binding; G protein-coupled receptor binding; GTP binding. The record is from RefSeq and is a predicted model, not a curated record. The transcript is spliced from 8 exons.